UCCGGGAGCAGAGUCACGGUGCCAGACUCGCUGGAGCUGUCCUCGCCGACCGUGUCGCUGGGGGUAAAGAGACACGCAGAGCUAUGCAGUCUGGCCUCACACUUGUUUCUGUAGCCUUAACGUGCAGGGAAACCACUGUUUAUUUGUGAUGCUGUUGAAAUCUGGAGGGAAGUGAGUGGGACCUUGAAAAGAGACAUACCUAGUGACAGAGUUAAAUUACAGACAUUUACAAAACCAAAUGGAUCAAGCACUAUCUCCAGUUCAUUUUCCUGCCAAUGUUUUCAGUACUUGGUACCAGGGUCAAUCCUUAACUGCAGAAGAAGAGCUGGCUAGGACAUGGGCAUCCAGCAGUCAUCCCUCCAUAACACCAGCUGCAAUACACUUCAGGGCUGAGGGUGAAUGAACCAUUCAAAAAAUACGUUUGCUGAUGAGGUUUUAAAGAGAAACUUCCACCAGUUCACUGGUGGGACACUUAAGCACCUGGAUCCAUCAGAAACUACUGAAGUGAUAAUCCAGUUUUAACAGCAGUAGCUUCUUCUGCAGGUGUAGAAAGAAUAUAUUCUUCCUCUGCCCUAAUUCAUUCUUCAUUGAAAAAUUGCUUGGGAGCAGAAACAGCAGACAGCUUGUCUGUCUUUUCCAGUCUAUGAAUAAAUAGGAAGAGUUAAGGUGAAGACUGAGUUUGCUGCAUAACUCAGUAUUUUAAGUUUCUCAUGUUGACUUGGCUGGAAAUAUCUAUUUAAUUUUUGUUAGAAAUACAUCUCACAUUUAUAACUAAAAUAGUUAAAAAUUCAAAAAUACAUAUGCUUGACUUGUUAAAAUAAUUAUACAUGUUUGGGCCCAGAUUGUUGGGCAAAAUCCUAUUAGUCAUCCCAAAGCACAGGUGUGUUUAGAGUGACUCUAAUAGGAUUUUGCCCAAAAAUCUGGGUCCAAACUCAGCUCCUUAUUCUGGGCUAUGUACAGAGCAUGCAGGCCUGGAGGGAGAGGUGUUAGUUGGAAUAUCCCAAAUAGGAUAUUCCCCCAUAAUCUGGGGCCAAACCCACCUCCUCACCUGGGUCAAUGUACAGACCUCACGGACCUGGGGUCGACGGGCAUGUGAGACGUGUGCAGCAGGUUAGGCAGGGGACUCCAGGCUUCAAGGGAGUCCCCUGGUGGCAGGGACUAGGGGUUUGGGGAGACCCCAAAAGGCUUUUCCCUGGUAAUACUAGCUCCAAGGCAGCUCCUUAUUCAGGGCUAAGUACCUAGCACAGGUCUGGGUGGAGAGGUGUCAGUUGGCAGUCUGGCAGUCAUAAAACGGGCUUCAGGUCAGACAGGGGCUUGCCCAGGCUUCUUUGGGAGAGUCCCCUGAUGACAAAGAUAUGUGGAGCAGCACGACUAGCCUGUGAGACAUGGUGUGUGGCCCCUCCAGGCCAGGCCUGUGCCCUGCUGGAUUGGUCCUGUCCCUCCUCCCCAGGCCCCUGCCCCUCACUCAAACGGCUCUGCCCUCUGCUCCCCCGCUGCUCCCUCCGCUCUGCACUUCCAUGCCAGCCUGGCCUGCAGCACCAGGUCCUUCCUCUGCGGCCCCUCCAGGAGGUGGCAAUGAGCACCCGAGGGCACUGGCUUCUGCCCCCACUAGUGCUGACCCCUGUCACUCUCCCACAGGCUCCCACUCCUACCAAUAUUUCUACACGGGGGUGUCAGAUCCAGGCUCGGACGUUCCUGCCUUUACUGCCCUGGGCUACGUGGACGACCAGCAAAUUCUCCACUAUGAUAGCGAGACACGGAGAGAGGAGCCACGUGGUGACUGGGUGCAGGGGGCUGUCGACCCAGACUUCUGGGACAGGGAAACCUGGGCCCUGCGGGGCUGGCAGGAGGGAUUUGAAGGGAACCUGAUCACACUUCAGUUUCGCUACAACCAGACCGAUGGGUCUCACACUCUCCAGUUCAUGUACGGCUGUGAGAUCCAUGAAGAUGGCAGCACUGGAGGCUACAUGCGGUUGGGCUACGAUGAGAGAGAAUUCAUUAGCUAUGACCUGAGAACAUGCACCUGGGUAGCAGUCCCAACACAGGCCCGGAUCACCCAGCGCAAGUGGAAUGAGGAUAAGAGCCUUCUUCAGUAUACAAGAGCUUACCUGGAGGAGGAGUGCAUCGCGUGGCUGCGGAAGUACCUGCAGCACGGGACGGCAGCGCUGCAGAGCAAGCCCCCCAAGGCACAGGUGAGCAACAGGCUGUUGUUCCAGGAUGGACUCACCACCCUGUCCUGCUGGGUCCAUGGUUUCUACCCCAAGAAAAUUUCUGUCGUCUGGCUGAAGAAUGGGGAGGCACAGCCCCAGGAGAUGAGCCACUCGGGGGUCAUUCCCAGUGGAGAUGGGACCUACCAGACCCGGGCCACCAUCGAGAUUGACCCCAGCAGCAACCAUGAUUACAUCUGUAGUGUGAAGCACGUGAGCCUGGGUGCAGACUUGAGAGUGGCCUGGGACAAGAGCAGGAAGGAGCCCGAGUCCAGCAUGAUGCUGAUUGUGGGCAUCAUUAUUGCUGUGGUGCUGGUCAUCGCUCUGCUAGGUGCAGCUCUUUACUUCCUCAGGAGAUGGGGAACCUGAUGCAAUGCAGCGCCUGCCCCCAAAGGCUCAGACAGCCCCGGAAGUAUUCGCAAGUCUGAAACCUACCUCACAGUUUAACAGAGCCCGGUGGAGCCUGCACCGCCUCCUGAGGGGCCCAUGGAAGAGGAGAGGGAACAACACUUAGCAAUAUGCUGCACUGAUCCACCCCUUCUGAAUGCCUUAAUUUUGCCAGAGCAAAGCCCCUUGUUCUUGGCAGCAAAUAGUUUACGUAUGACAUUAAAACUGCUGGGUUGUGGCCUAUCUGAUGGGAUUAUGGGGAGGGGGGUAGGAUUUGGGGAUUGCCUCAGCUGAUCAGAUGGACCACAGUUUUGUUUACAUAUAUUUAUUUAUAUUUAUAACAUUUAAAUUUAUAAAUAGGGAGGUACUGAAAAAGCAUUUGCCAAAAAAUCAUAGAAAUUCAUGAAAAGAACAGAGCCUGCUGUUUCAGCUGCCUCCCGAGGAAAGGGUGGGAAGAAGGGUUUAUAGGAGGCAGAAGUGCACAGCCUUAACUGGGGGGUGCAGGAGAGGGAGUUGGAGGAUGAGACUGAAAUUGCUUCCUUAUUGCUGGUUCCUGGUUCUUCUUUCAAAGCUAAUCCUUACCCAAUUAAAGGUUGUUCGUAAUGAAUGGCACAGGCUAAAGACUUUAGGAUGUCCUCAAAAAUUUAUUAAUAAAAAUGUAAAAUAAUAUCAUGCAUCCAGUACGUUGCUUUGACCAAAGAUCUGAGAUUACAGGGAUUUUGCUCCAUAAUCCCAGUGUAAAGUUACCCUAACACACGUGUCUGUACCACCUGCAAGCAUGGUUGAACAAGUCUGAGCGGGGUGCUGCCUGGCCCAAAGCUUGGUUUUGAUAUGCCAGUCUGAAAAGUUACAGGUCCUCAAGCUCCAAUAAGGAUCUGGGUUUGGGCCAGGAUUAUGGGUAGAAAUCUUUUAAGGUCAUCCCACAGCACACUUCCCUGCCAUAUAGGGUGACAACCGAAUAAGCCUGGGCAGUGUCCUGCCCAAUACAAUGCUCAGCUUGUAAGUGCAAUGCUGACACCUUAUAGGCCUCUGGGCCUGAAUAACAGCUUGGGUUUGGGCUGGGGCUACUGGUGGAAAACCCUUUUAGGUCCCUAACACUGGGGGAGACUCCCAAAGGAGUGAGGGCAGAGCCCUGCUUGGCUCUACCCUGGUUUGUGAGUGACAACUGACAGACCUCGGGCCUAUGUGCUCUGUACUUAGCCUCGAAUAUGGAGCUGAACUUGGGCUGGGAUUGUCAGUGUGAGAGUUAAGCUACGCCUGCAAAAAUAAAUCACAAUCUCUUGUUUUAA
Messenger RNA from Alligator mississippiensis (American alligator), 3883 nucleotides. Its product is annotated as major histocompatibility complex class I-related gene protein. Gene Ontology annotation, biological process: immune response. The transcript is spliced from 8 exons. NCBI's taxonomy places the organism in Eukaryota, Metazoa, Chordata, Crocodylia, Alligatoridae. Gene Ontology annotation, cellular component: external side of plasma membrane. The record is from RefSeq and is a predicted model, not a curated record. Bases 1386 to 2576 code for a protein of 396 amino acids.